AUGACUAUCAAUAAUAGCAACAUUCAAACAGACCUACCCAAUUCGGAAAAUUGUGAUUUAAAAAAUGAAACAUUAAACAUUUAUUUUAAUGAACCAAUACCAAUAAUCAAACAUUGUACCAAUAAAGAUACACCAACAAAUAUUAAUAAUAAUAAUAAUAAUAAUAAUAAUAAUAAUAAUAAUAAUAAUAUUAAUAAUAAUAAUAAUAAUAAUAAUAAUAAUAAUAAUAAUAAUAAUAAUAAUAAUAAUAAUAAUAAUAAUAAUAAUAAUAAUAAUAAUAAUAAUAAUAUUAAUAAUAAUAAUAAUAAUAAUAAUAUUAAUUUUAGUUGUAAUCAUAUUUUACCACAGAGUGCAUUAAAUUCAGGAAUAUGUGCAAAUAGUAAUCCGACUAUAUUUUUAGAUAAAUUUAAAAUUAUUGAUUUAAGACCAAGUGGUAGUGGUGCAAAGAAAGGUCAUGGAUUUCCAACGAUUGCUCCAAUGGAGAUAUCUCAUUUAAUUAAUGAAAAUGAAUUUUCAAAAUUUAUGAAAUCAUUCAAUAGAGUUUUCAAUUACUUUUUUUUAUUAUUAUUUAAUGUUGUUUUUUUAAUUGCUGGUAUUAUUUUCCCAAUUUUCAUUUCAAGAAUUUCAAUAUUAUGGGCAGUUGUUGGUAGUGUUGGUAUUUUUAUUAUUGGUGGAAUUUUUUAUUGUUGUAUUAAUAAAUAUAUUAAUGGAAAAAGAGUAGGUUUUAUUUCUAUAAUAUAA
Messenger RNA from Dictyostelium discoideum AX4, 741 nucleotides. RefSeq lists its product as hypothetical. Lineage: Eukaryota; Evosea; Eumycetozoa; Dictyosteliales; Dictyosteliaceae. Bases 1 to 741 code for a protein of 246 amino acids. The transcript has a single exon. The record is from RefSeq and is a predicted model, not a curated record. Gene Ontology annotation, cellular component: membrane.